This is a messenger RNA of Gastrolobium bilobum, 1324 nucleotides long. RefSeq names its product protein SPA1-RELATED 3-like. Lineage: Eukaryota; Viridiplantae; Streptophyta; Magnoliopsida; Fabales; Fabaceae. The transcript is spliced from 5 exons. The record is from RefSeq and is a predicted model, not a curated record. Gene Ontology annotation, molecular function: protein binding. Gene Ontology annotation, biological process: photomorphogenesis. The coding region runs from base 249 to 863 and encodes 204 amino acids.
AAGCAAUGGUCUUCUCGGUCCAAGAGGUCCCCGGAAAAAAUUUUCCGGUGGCGGCUGAUGGCAGCGAGAGACGUAAAAAAGAAUAUAAAGGUUUCGUAGGCGUGGAAGCAGAGCCCUCUGGAUCGAGAGCUUUGAUACCAACUUGAAAGAAAAGGUUAUGGGACGUGACAAGAAGUCAAAUACUGUCUGAAAGGAGGGAGCAUGAGCGUCGGGUGUGGUCCAUUGAUUUCUCGGCAGCAUACCCAACAAUGUUUGCAAGUGGGAGCGAUGACGGUUCUGUUAAGCUAUGGAAUAUCAAUCAGGGAGCUAGUGUUUGUACCAUCAGAACGAAGGCAAAUGUAUGCUGUGUUCAGUUCCCUCCAGAUUCUGCUCGUUUCCUUGCAUUUGGUUCAGCAGAUCACCGAAUAUACUACUAUGAUAUUCGCAACCUCCAAAUGCCACUUUGUACAUUAGUUGGACAUAAUAAGACCGUGAGCUACAUCAAGUUUGUAGACACUGUGAACCUUGUCUCUGCAUCCACAGAUAACACUUUGAAGCUUUGGGAUUUGUCUAUGUGUGCAUCUCGAGUUAUAGACUCACCGAUUCAAUCAUUCACGGGUCACAUGAAUGUUAAGAACUUUGUAGGAUUGUCAGUAUCCGACGGUUACAUUGCUACUGGUUCAGAAACAAAUGAGGUGUUCAUAUACCACAAGGCCUUCCCUAUGCCAGCAUUGUCAUUCAAGUUUCAGAACACAGACCCUAAUUCUGGUCAUGAAGUGGAUGAUGCUGCACAGUUUGUGUCUUCUGUUUGUUGGCGCGGUCAAUCAUCAACCUUACUUGCUGCAAAUUCCACAGGGAAUGUCAAGAUUCUAGAGAUGGUUUAAAGUUAAAGCCUCUCUACUCAGCAAUCUUCAAUAUGAUACAAUGUUUGCUGUGCAUGCAUGCAGGCAUUGAGGUGACAGAAUCUUUGUUCAACAUUAGCUUCUGUUGCCAGUAAUUAUAUACAGAUUGGUAUACAAAUUCCUUGAUUAUUACUUGUAAGUUGUAACAUAACAAAUUUUUGCAUUAUUGGAUAAGAGAGAAUGAGAUUGAUCUCGUGAAGGGGAGAAAAAAAGAAACCGGAAGUCCUGUAGAUAAAGUGCUACAUGGAGAAAGUAAAAGGUCAAAAUCUAUAUCAGAUUUUAUUAUGGUUUUGAUCCAUAUUCAAUUUUAUAGAUACAUUUACCUACAGGGAAGCUACUUUUUUUUUUUUUUUUUUAUGUAGAAUUCGAUGAUAUCUACACAUAAAAAUAUAUUGCUUUUAUGUGCUCUAUUGUGCCAAGCUCUGAUUCCUUGAAUGUUAUGU